Achroia grisella is the source of this 1369-nucleotide messenger RNA. RefSeq lists its product as uncharacterized. NCBI's taxonomy places the organism in Eukaryota, Metazoa, Arthropoda, Insecta, Lepidoptera, Pyralidae. The transcript has 7 exons. The record is from RefSeq and is a predicted model, not a curated record. Bases 1 to 816 code for a protein of 271 amino acids.
AUGGAUAUUGCUGUCACGCUCGCCGGUUCCAGUGUUCAAUCAGUUCGCAUCAUCUACAUGCGCGUACCAGAAGUGGUACAAUACGGUACCAUGGAUUCCGUGACACUGGAUUGUGAUUACAUCACGGAUAACGUGAUGGGUCUAGUUGUCAAGUGGUUCUAUAUGGAUAAGUCACAGUUGGUGUACCAAUGGAUACCACCGCAGAAGCCGCAAGCCUUAGGACUUUUAAAGGAUAAGUUGGACUUGAAUUACAAAUCUUCGCACAAUCCAUAUGCACAACACCGGGCGUUGCGUAUAAAGAAUCCUUCUCCAGACCUCACUGGGAACUACACAUGUGUCGUAUCUACGUUUCUAGCAGAGGACCAGAAGACGAAACCUAUGACUAUUUUUGUGCCAGAAAAGAGGUUCGAAAUGAUUGAAGACAGACUAGACGACGGCUAUCUGAAUAUAAUUUGUACUGUGGAAGGAGUAUAUCCCAAGCCUGAGCUUAUGAUAUUAGUUGCUAAUAGGUCGGUUAAAGCCAAAUCAUCUGUCAACCUCAUCAAAGGAAGGUACACGGCGGUGACCAGCGCCGUUGUAAGGAUAGAUGCUCUACCACCCACUGUUGAAGUACUGUGCGAUAUGCAAGUUCCCCUAGCCAAUUACUUCAGUAGAAAAAGAGACAUAUUUUAUAGAGAUCCACCGCCAACAACACCUGAGUCACCGAAUUCAAGAUACAGACAGUCAGACAGAGAUACAGGUUAUUCUUCUAAGUCAACGCCAGAACUUAUUUUAUCAUUGCUUAUAGUAUGUUUAUUGAGAAUUCACCUUAGGUGAUUCUACAUUAAGAUCCUAAUGUAUAUAAAUUGUAAUAGAAUAUAUUAAGGUGCGUAUUCACCAAGCAUAUCCGCGUGUAAAGUAACGUACCAUGCAGUUCGAGGAAACAAAUAAAUUCUCAUUAUUUCCAUAUUCCCUGUUUCUAACAUGAAUCUGUACUGAUUCAAGUUCUGGUUUGAAAUAAAAUGAAACUAGAAAGUAUGGAGGUAUCAUACUUUUAAAAUGGUAAAGCCUGAGAACACGAGCCGUCUGUGUUGCCAUUCUAUGGUUUCUUUUUUCGAUGCCGUUUCAAUUUGUUUGCGAUUCGAUUGUAUAAAAGAGAUUAACUGGUUUUUCAAUGCAAACAUACUAAAAGAUAGCUGAAAGCAUUCUUUAACCCUUUUGCAUAUGUACGCUGUAGUGUUUGUUAUUUUAAACGAGAACGAUUGCAGUGAAUACACACCCUUAGUUUACUAUUUAUGGAAUCUGUGAUUUAAAAAGUAUUUAAAAUAUAUUGUUUUCUAUUUUUGUAUAAAAGACAAUUAUAUAGAAAAACUGUAUGUUUAUAUGUUAA